AUGCGGAUAGUAGCAUCAACAAAAGGAGCAAGUGGCCAUUACAACAGCUUAGCAGACAUUACAAGACCAGCUUGUCAAUGGCUGGAAUGGAUCAAGCCAUUCAUCAAUGACCUUGCUAUACACGCCGGCUACAACCCAAAAGACAUUUGCCGAGCUGCAAUUCCGGGAUGGUAUCAGAUCACAAACUUCAAAUUUAAGGAGAAUGAACACUUCAAGAUGCCACAGAUUCCAAUAGCGCCCUACGGUCUGUACAAGAUUGAAUUUCAUCUGUCAGAAAAAGAUAACCGAAACUGCUGUUGUGUGCGAGUUUACAUGGAGAUAACUCCCGAUGCCCAGACUAUUCUCAACAAGCAGAAGCACAAUCGCACUGCUAUUUUUAAACUCUGA
Messenger RNA from Nilaparvata lugens (brown planthopper), 387 nucleotides. RefSeq lists its product as uncharacterized. Lineage: Eukaryota; Metazoa; Arthropoda; Insecta; Hemiptera; Delphacidae. The coding region runs from base 1 to 387 and encodes 128 amino acids. The record is from RefSeq and is a predicted model, not a curated record. The transcript has 2 exons.